Drosophila miranda is the source of this 2256-nucleotide messenger RNA. RefSeq names its product ceramide synthase. The coding region runs from base 433 to 1800 and encodes 455 amino acids. Gene Ontology annotation, biological process: lipid homeostasis. The transcript is spliced from 4 exons. The record is from RefSeq and is a predicted model, not a curated record. Lineage: Eukaryota; Metazoa; Arthropoda; Insecta; Diptera; Drosophilidae. Gene Ontology annotation, cellular component: endoplasmic reticulum; membrane.
AAUGGUCAAUCGCGAAUAAUGAAAUAACAACAGAGUGUCGAAUUUUUUUCUGAAUUCAGAAAAGUCCGUUGCUAGUUGAUAUAUUCUCACAAAAAUAUAUUGAUACACAGUACUUUUGCAAAAAUUUGCAUCUGGCAUCGCGGCAGCUGCACGUUGGUGGCUCGGCAGAACACCACAGUUAAAAAGACACCCGACACAUAUAUGCACAUAUGUAUAGCUUACAAUUGUUGUUUUUUUUUUGCCGCAAUGCAACCGUGUCACGCCUAGUCCGCCCCGAUCAGCCAGCACGCCGCAGUCAGCCCAGCCACCGUCCAGGCAACAGGUUGUGAGCCAGCCAGCCCCCCGUAUCGAUCUCCCUAUCCGGAUCGGACAUAAGCAGAGGCGCCAUAAUAAAAGUAUUCUUCGCCAAACGCCCACCCCCCCAGGAGGAAGAUGCAUCUAAGACGCAACGGCCAGUCGCCGUCAACCCCGUCGGUGCCCUCGGGUGAGCCAGAGCAUGUGAAAGGGCAUGGCAUUGGAAGUGCAACAGCAGCAUCCGCCUGCAGCCAGGAUGAUGGGACCGAUGCAAAAGCACCGGCUAGGCCGCGUCGCGGUUGCUAUUUCUCGCUGGCCUUCUCCAUUGGGUCGAUGGGACUGGCCUGCGGCAGCCUCUGGCAGAUACCGAACACCACCGACAGAAUCACACUGCAGCGGGGACUCUUUCUGACGUCCCUGGGAUUCAUCUACUUUAUUUCGCUGACGGAUUUCUGCAAUAAAUAUCUGCUGGAGACGCGGCGCGGUCAGGAGUUUCGACGCAAGUAUCGCCUCAUGAUGUCCGAUGUCCUGGAAAUUACCAACAAAACCGUUUCGGCCAUCCAGGCCUCGUUCUCCUUUCUGGUGGGCCUCAUCGUUUGCAAGUCGACAUGCACGAAAUCAUUCGUUUAUGCCUCGCACUUCCUGAUGGAGGCCUACGGAUGGUUCGGGACGGCAUACUUCAUGUACGACAUCUGGGCCAUGUAUAAGGUGCACACCCAGAAGAUAGCCGACAAGCUGCACCUGCUGCGCCUGACCAAGGGACAGGGUUCAUCGGGAUCAUCGAUGUCCACGGUGAACGGUCAUGUGAGGAGCGGUCACUGUGUGGCCACCAAUGGCAGGAGCAGGGAGGCUGGUGGAACUGGUGCCGGUGGCAACAACAAUGGCAGCACUCCCAGCACCCCCCAUGAGAUCUGUGACUAUGACGGGGCCUGUGUGCAGAUACCCAAGGACGGGCGCUGGGACUUCCUCAAGUAUGUGCUAACGCAUCCGGUCAUGAUGAUCCAUCACGUCUUUAUCGGCACCUUUGGUCUGCUGGUGGUCACGUACAUUCGUGGUGGUGGCCACUGCAUCUAUAGCUACAUGUUCAUGAUGGAGUUCUCCACACCGUUUGUAUCGCUGAGGAGCAUCCUGAGCACGAUGCGGCUAAAGGAGUCGCGUGUGUACGUUGCCAACGGUCUCCUCAUGCUGGCCACCUUCUUUGUGUGCCGCGUCUGCAUGUGGCCGUACGUGAUGUGGCGCUACAGUCUUGCCAUUGAAGCGGCCAGCCUAUGGUCGGCCAUGAGCGGCCUGCCACGGGGAUGUCUGGUCAGCAUUGCCAUACUGUUCUUGCCGCAGCUCUAUUGGUUCUAUCUGAUGGUAUUGGGGGCUAUCAAGACUUUUAUGCCCAAGCGGAAGGCGCCUGCCCUACUGAAGAAUGGUCCACCGGAAGCGACGGGUCUGGCGGCCACCACCACCACCACCACUACCACUCCCACUCCCACCGCCAUAAUAAAUGGCAAGAACUAGUGCAAAUCGAAGAUUAGUUUUGUUUUUGUUAAGCUAAGCGUUUGGAAAGCUCUAGCCAUGUAUUUAUUUUGAGGCACAGCUGUCGCUGUCACUUAUUGUUUAUACAACUACAUAACCCACAGCCCCGAACCCACCCAACCCCCGAAUAAUCCUACUAUAACCGAAUAACCAACGAAUUAAAUACGGACACGGAUAUACCGAAGAGAAACUGGAACAAAAACAGGACAAAGGAGAAGAACCCUGGGCGCGCAGACGGAUAUUUAGUUUUUAAACAAAAAGACAUUAUGUAAUAAAAACCAACGGAGGAACACAAAGAUCAAAGCUAAAUUAAAUCUUAAAAAACCCAACUAAAAAAUUAAAAAACUAAAAAACUAAAAACCUAAAAAACCAAAACUAAAAUGAUGUGUUGUUAAGCUUGCCCCCCACCCCCGCCAAAACACAAAAAAAAAAAAAAAA